Messenger RNA from Grus americana (Whooping crane), 2222 nucleotides. RefSeq names its product RELT TNF receptor (gene RELT). Lineage: Eukaryota; Metazoa; Chordata; Aves; Gruiformes; Gruidae. The record is from RefSeq and is a predicted model, not a curated record. The coding region runs from base 181 to 1317 and encodes 378 amino acids. The transcript has 12 exons. Gene Ontology annotation, biological process: apoptotic process.
GCGGGUUCAUUCAUAAGGAGCGGGGGCGCUCGGCGGGGCGGCCCCGCGGGGAGGCCGCUGGUCCCGCGGUGGGGGGGGGCAGGAGCCAUCGGCCGAAACCCUGUUCCCCACAGCGGGCAGCCUUGGCUUACGGGCUGGCUUAAGGAGGGGUCGGGAAUAAAAGGCAGGUUUCCCCUGGUGAUGAAGAGGAGCGGGAUGCGCUGGUGGCUUGUCACCGUCCUGGGGGUGCUGAGCGGACCCGACGCGGGAGCCGGGAGCUGCCGUCCCCGGGAGCAUGGGGCACCGGGGUGCCCACCCGGAGAGGAGCCCACUGGGGCAUGCGGCUCGGCACAGGAUCCGGCGGGGACGUGCCGAGCUUGUCCCCCCGGCACCUUCUCACCGGGGGACGUAUCCUGCUCCGCUCACACCCGCUGCCACGCCAGGAACAGGAUCCUGGUGGCACCGGGGACGGCAGCGACCAACAGCCGCUGCGGAGCCUGCCUGCCGGGGUUUUACAGCCCUGAAGGGGAGAGGGAGCCCCGGGGCCGGUGCCUGCCCUGCACCGCCGCUCCCCGCAGCACCCCGGGGUGCCCAGGUCGGCGGCGAGCCCGUAGCCCCAAAACACCGGGCCGGUUGGCGGGGACCAACGGGACGCGAGUGACCCUGAUGGGUGAGGAAGAGGAGGAGGCGGCAGCGGCGCAGGCGGCCGUGCUGACCAUCGUCCCGGUCUUCUGCGCCAUGGGGUUGUUGGGCAUCCUGGUCUGCAACCUGCUGAAGAAGAAGGGUUACCACUGCACCACCAGCAAGGACCCCCAGCCCGGCAGCGCCGGUCCCAGCUCCAUCUACCAGCUGGAGGACGCCAAUGAGGACACCAUUGGGGUGCUGGUGCGGUUGAUCACCGAGAAGAAAGAAAACGCCGCGGCGCUGGAGGAGCUGCUGAAGGAGCAUCAUGGCCAACAGCCAAUGCCACCACCGGGCCCAAAUAAACUGCACCUCCUGCCUCAGUUUCCCCCCACCUGCCGACACCAGCAACACCUCCACACGGUGCAGGGUCCGGCCCCGUGCGCCCGCUGCAGCCAGAAGAAGUGGCCUGAGGUGCUGCCACCGCUCAGUGCCACCAAGGUCCCCAAGCCCGGGGUUCGUCCCAGUGAGGUCACCAUCCUCUCUGUCGGCAGGUUUCGGGUGUCCCGGAUCCCCGAGAUGAGGAGCGAGGUGGGGGGUGAACCCCCCCGUGGUGCCAUCCCCGCUGGCAGCGGGAUGCAGCCCCCGUGGUUGAAAAACAUCGACAGCCCCCCCAAGCUGGCACCUGGCCUGGGGGCUGCCUUGGGGGGACGGUGACACCCCCAAAGGCCCCAUGGAGGGGACGGCGGAUGCUGGGGACCACGUGAAAGCCAGUCCCACUUGGUGCCAUGAAGCACCGGAGGUGGCAGCUUGGCCCCUGCUCCUGCCACCAAGGUGUCCACCGGCAGCACGGCAAAUCCAGCGUCUUGCCCAGCUGGUGAGAAGGAUUCCCUGUCCCUGAGGUCUGGUGGUGGCCUGAUGGAGAGCAUCUUCAGGAGCCGUGACGCUGGUGGUGGCAGCCGCAAUGUGGCGGCCCGAUGGAGAUCAUCUCCGGGAGCCGCAAUGCCAGAGCACAGCUCCGUCGGAGGCACCACGCAAUGGAGAACGUUGCAUGGCCAGGAUGCCAUUCGAUGGUCACCUUCUGGGUCCGUUGAACUGAAGCCUCUCCAGGAAUGUCAUGAGCUCUUGAUGUUCCUCCACCACCAGGUGCCAGCGCUCAACAUCGCAGGCUACGAUGGUCCCUGGAUCACGGGACAACUCCUACCUUACCAACAAGCCAAGUGGGGCAUGGGUUGCUCUGGCCAAGGCUGGUCUCCUGCAUCCACAGCUCCUCCUCUAUCCAAGGUCUCGGUCAGCCCAGGAGAACGUGGUGGUGAUGCUCUGCUCACCAUAAAGCUCACACACUCCGCCUUCCAUAGGUGCUGUUUCUAUAGGACCACGUUAGCUUGGCCAUGUCAGGGUCAGCGGGACAACCCACCCAAGGUUGGGUUGGAGACCCUCAAGCUCUACCACCGACCUAGAAAUGGGUUUAUAGCUGGUCCCGUUCACUUCUCCACCACAUCACCGCGCUGAAAAACCAACCACCAAACCCUCUCGGGCUCUUUUAUUUAUUUUUUUUUUGGAAACAUUUUAAUAGUUAUCGAAUGUUCUACAUCUUACAGUAAAUAUCGUACAGUUACAAA